Messenger RNA from Varanus komodoensis (Komodo dragon), 1813 nucleotides. It is a transcript of the gene MCCC2, whose product is annotated as methylcrotonyl-CoA carboxylase subunit 2. The coding region runs from base 14 to 1717 and encodes 567 amino acids. The transcript is spliced from 17 exons. Gene Ontology annotation, molecular function: methylcrotonoyl-CoA carboxylase activity. Lineage: Eukaryota; Metazoa; Chordata; Lepidosauria; Squamata; Varanidae. Gene Ontology annotation, biological process: L-leucine catabolic process. The record is from RefSeq and is a predicted model, not a curated record. Gene Ontology annotation, cellular component: methylcrotonoyl-CoA carboxylase complex; mitochondrion.
GGACUCUGCAGCGAUGUGGCCGGGCCUGAAAUGUCGGUCGCGCUUGCUCUUUCGUGCCCCCCGGGCGGCCGCGGUCGCUCUCAACCGCGCUUACCACGGGGACAAGGUGGCCACUGUGGGCUCACAGCCCGACGCCGCCUCCUUGCUUUAUCAGGAAAACUAUGAACGAAUGAAAGCAUUAGUAACAAAACUCCAACAGCAAGCAGAAAAAAUCAGAUUAGGUGGUGGAGAGAAGUCACGGAACCUUCAUACAUCCAGAGGAAAAUUGUUACCUAGAGAAAGAAUUGACAGACUUAUAGAUCCUGGGUCUCCAUUCUUGGAGUUCUCGCAGUUUGCAGGUUACCAGUUGUAUGGCAAUGAAGAAGUACCAGCAGGUGGCAUCCUUACAGGCAUUGGGCGGGUUUCAGGGGUGGAGUGUUUGAUUAUUGCGAAUGAUGCAACUGUGAAAGGUGGAACAUAUUAUCCAAUCACUGUCAAGAAACAUCUGCGUGCUCAAGAAAUUGCAAUGCAAAACCAUCUGCCCUGUCUCUACUUAGUUGAUUCUGGAGGUGCAAAUUUGCCUCGCCAGGCAGAAGUGUUUCCAGAUCGUGAUCAUUUUGGUAGGAUUUUCUAUAACCAAGCAGUCAUGUCCUCACAAAGAAUUCCACAGAUUGCAGUGGUUAUGGGUUCAUGCACUGCGGGAGGAGCCUACGUCCCUGCAAUGGCUGAUGAAAGUAUUAUAGUUGGCAGGCAGGGAACUAUUUUCUUGGGCGGACCUCCCUUGGUUAAAGCUGCAACAGGAGAGGAAGUAUCAGCAGAGGAUCUUGGGGGUGCUGAUCUUCACUGCAGAAAAUCUGGUGUAACUGAUCACUAUGCUUUGGAUGAUAAUCAUGCACUCCAUUUAGCUAGAAAAGUGGUACGGAAUUUGAAUUACUGGAAGAAAGUUGAUGUGACAGUAGAACCUUCAGAAGAACCUUUGUUUCCUCCUGAUGAACUUUAUGGGAUAGUUGGAGAGCAGCUUAAAAGAAACUUUGAUGUCAGAGAGGUCAUCGCUAGAAUUGUUGAUGGAAGCAAAUUUGAUGAAUUUAAAGCCUUGUAUGGGGAUACCUUAAUCACAGGAUUUGCACGACUGUUUGGUUACCCAGUAGGAAUAAUUGGAAACAAUGGUGUUCUGUUUUCAGAAUCAGCAAAGAAGGGCACUCAUUUUAUUCAGCUGUGUUGUCAGAGAAAUAUCCCCAUUGUAUUUUUGCAAAAUAUCACAGGUUUCAUGGUUGGUAAGGAAUAUGAAGCUGGUGGAAUAGCAAAAGAUGGAGCCAAGAUGGUCACUGCUGUAGCAUGUGCUAAUGUGCCUAAGAUAACAGUUAUUAUUGGAGGCUCUUACGGUGCUGGAAAUUAUGGAAUGUGUGGAAGAGCAUAUAGUCCAAGAUUUCUUUAUAUGUGGCCAAAUGCUCGGAUCUCAGUGAUGGGUGGAGAACAAGCUGCAACAGUUUUGGCUACAAUAGCCAAGGACCAAAAAGCAAGGGAAGGAAAGCAGCUAUCUGAAGAGGAGGAAAAAGCUCUGAAAGAACCAAUCAUCCAGAGGUUUGAAGAGGAAGGCAAUCCUUACUAUUCCAGUGCACGGCUGUGGGAUGAUGGAAUUAUUGAUCCCGUUGACACAAGACUAGUUUUGGGGCUCAGCCUGAGUGCUGCACUCAAUGCUCCCACCAAGAAGACAGAGUUUGGAGUAUUCAGAAUGUGAUUUGAACGGCUUGCCAGUGAUACCACCAGAUGAUUAAUAUAAAGUCAAAUGGGCUAAAAUUCUAAGCUAUAAAAUAAAGAUUUGUGUAAAACUAUA